Messenger RNA from Diospyros lotus (date-plum), 2669 nucleotides. Its product is annotated as sister chromatid cohesion protein SCC4. Gene Ontology annotation, cellular component: chromatin; SMC loading complex. The coding region runs from base 168 to 2330 and encodes 720 amino acids. Gene Ontology annotation, molecular function: protein binding; double-stranded DNA binding. Lineage: Eukaryota; Viridiplantae; Streptophyta; Magnoliopsida; Ericales; Ebenaceae. Gene Ontology annotation, biological process: maintenance of mitotic sister chromatid cohesion; mitotic sister chromatid cohesion. The record is from RefSeq and is a predicted model, not a curated record. The transcript is spliced from 13 exons.
GCAGAGACGAAUGAGAGAGGAAUAUUAUCUUCUAUAUCCGAAAGCAUUCCAAAUGUAACGGGAGGAAUUCGCCGCCGUUCAGUCAGUCAGUGACGAUUGCCGAUGGGCAAGCGCAGAUGAAAACCCUACCCCACGGCGGGUGAGAAAAGAAGGAAAAGGAAAGAAAAAUGGAAGCGGUGGCCGAGGGGCUGUGGGGCUUGGCCGACCAUCACGAGAAGAAAGGCGAGAUCGGGAAGGCGGUGAAGUGCCUGGAAGCCAUCUGCCAGAGCCAAGUCUCCUUCCUCCCUACCGUGGAGGUGAAGACUCGCCUUCGUAUCGCUACUCUCCUCCUCAAGCAUUCUCACAACGUCAAUCACGCCAAAUCCCACCUCGAACGCUGCCAACUGCUCUUGAUGUCCAUUCCUUCAUGCUUCAACUUGAAGUGCAGAGCAUAUAGUUUACUCAGUCAGUGUUAUCAUCUUGUGGGAGCUAUUCCUUCUCAAAAACAAAUAUUGAACAAAGGUUUAGCGCUUACAGCUUCUACUGGAGAGGGGUAUUCUGCAAAGUUAUGGUCUUGCAACUUCAAUUCACAGCUUGCAAAUGCUCUGAUAAUUGAAGGAGAUUAUCAUGGUUCAAUCUCUGCUUUGGAAAAUGGAUACAAUUGUUCGUCUCAAAUGUUCUACCCAGAGUUGCAGAUGUUCUUCGCAACCUCUAUCUUGCACGUGCACCUCAUGCAGUGGGAUGAUGUUAAUUUGGUUGAGAGAGCUGUCAAUAACUGUCACGUGGUUUGGGAGUCUAUUCAGCCUGACAAGAGACAACAAUGUGUUGGUUUAUUCUUUUACAAUGAGCUGCUGCACAUAUUUUAUCUGCUCCGUAUAUGCGAUUACAAGAGUGCUUCCCAGCAUGUUGAGAACUUGGAUUCUGCUAUGAAGGCUGACAUGCAACAGAUGCGGCACAUCCAGGAGCUGACCAAGGAGCUUAAUGCAUUAAAUCUUAGUCUCUCUCGGUCUGGCCUACACCAUCGAGAGAGGUCUGCGCUUUCUGAAAAACAAGCUCAGCUUGAAGAACAGCUCAGUAAAAUUACUGGAAUGAAUUCAGCUGGGAAAGAAUCUUUGGAACCGGCAUACUUUGGAAAUGUCAGACGGACCUGGGCAGAUAAACUUGAGUUGGCACCACCUCCAAUUGAUGGGGAGUGGCUCCCAAAAAGUGCUAUCUUUGCAUUAAUUGAGCUUAUGGCUGUCCUUUCUGGGCGUCCAAAAGGACUUCUUAAGGAGUGUGGCAAGCGGAUUCAAUCUGGUCUGCAGACCAUCAAAGAUGAGCUGGUGAAGCUUGGAAUCAGUGAUGGUGUGAGAGAAGUGGAUCUGCAGCACUCUGCCAUUUGGAUGGCUGGUAUAUUUUUGAUGCUUUUGAUGCAAUUCCUUGAGAAUAAAGUAGCUGUGGAGCUCACCCGAUCUGAAUUUGUUGAAGCCCAAGAGGCUUUGGUGCAGAUGAGAAAUUGGUUCAUUCGCUUUCCAACAAUUUUACAAGCUUGUGAGAGCAUUAUUGAGAUGCUUAGAGGGCAAUAUGCUCAUUCUGUUGGCUGCUAUAGUGAAGCUGCUUUUCAUUUUAUUGAAUCAGCAAAGCUGACUCAAAGCAAAUCACUACAAGCUAUGUGCCAAGUUUAUGCUGCUGUCUCUUACAUUUGCAUUGGUGGUUCAGAAUCUUCUGCACAGGCUUUGGAUUUGAUUAGACCAGUUUAUGAAAUGAUGGAUUCUUUUGUUGGCAUCCGAGAGAAAACCAGUGUUCUCUUUGCAUAUGGCUUUCUAUUAAUGAGGCAGCAAAAUCUACAAGAAGCCCGAGUUGGGCUAGCUACUGGCUUGCAGUUGACGCAUAUUCAUUUGGGAAAUCUUCAGCUUGUUUCGCAGUAUUUGACUAUCCUUGGCAAUUUGGCACUUGCUCUUCGCGACACUGGCCAAGCCAGGGAGAUAUUGAGAUCUGCCCUUACAUUGGCAAAAAAGCUUUAUGAUAUCCCCACUCAGAUCUGGGUGUUGUCAAAUCUGACAGCUUUGUAUCAGCAACUAGGUGAGAAAGGCAAUGAAAUGGAGAACCUUGAAUAUCAAAACAAAAAAAUGGGGGAGCUGCAGAAGAGACUUGAUGAUGCUCGUUCAUCCAUUCAUCAUAUAGAACUGAUCGACAAAACGACAAUUCAUGUUCAUCAGCUGCAUGAAGUUGACAUCAAGCGUGUAAUGGCCGGCCCAUCAACGGGUAUCAGUCUUGACAUUCCAGAAUCUGUUGGUCUGUCAGCUACAGCACCUGCUCCAUCAAGGCUCAUGGAUUUAGACAUCGGAAGACGGGGGAAGAGAAAAAUAUAGUCCCCGAUCUGCAAAUAUGCCAGUCUAGGGAGAUCAAUGUUCGCUCCAUUGCCAUCCUGAAAGUGGUCAAGGUUGGGUUGAUUAAUGUUUGGGGGAAUAGGCAAUUGUUGCAAGAUAGAUGUCUCAUCUUCAAUUAAAGAUAAUCUGUUUGUAUAUAUUCUCUUGGCUUUCAGGUUGAUUUGGCUAAUUGACAGUGCAGUUGUACAUAGAUGUUCAAGCUGUUUCUCUGCAGUUAACUAUGUUUCAUUUUGACUGCUCUGCCUUUGAUUAUGCUCUCUAAAUCUAGUGUAGGUAUGUAAUCGUAUUAUCUUUUAUAUGGCCAGUUUCAACAUCAUGCAA